This is a messenger RNA of Trametes versicolor FP-101664 SS1, 1512 nucleotides long. RefSeq lists its product as uncharacterized. The record is from RefSeq and is a predicted model, not a curated record. Bases 1 to 1512 code for a protein of 503 amino acids. NCBI's taxonomy places the organism in Eukaryota, Fungi, Basidiomycota, Agaricomycetes, Polyporales, Polyporaceae. The transcript is spliced from 4 exons.
AUGUCGUGCAAGCUGCUGAGCUUGAGCGGCCACGACCUCCAGCAAUUCUGCCAGACCCAGGCCAACGCCGAGAUCGAGGAGCUACUUCAAGGCAUCAAGAAGCGUUUUUCUCUGCUCAAAGUCCCCGAACCGCAGAUAGUAGUGGCCGACAACUGCUGUCAUGUCCGCAAAGCGAUCAAGAACGCUUUUCCCAACGCCCACAUCGGGCUCGAUGUUUGGCACAUGCUCAUGCGCUACAAUGUCUGCCUAAUGGGUGGAUCCGGAAACCACGCGCGGUCUGAAGUCGCUGACGACAUCGUUAGCGCGAUCUUGAAGACUCGCGCUGACAAGUUUAAUCCUGCGUCGUACUGGCCGCGCGAGGAGCAGGAGAGGCGACUCGACGCAGCGUUCAAGAAAUGGGCUGCGCGAGGGGUAUGGAAUGUCGCUGCCGUGAAGACCCACAGCGAGCAGAUGAAGCAUGUCAAGAAGGGCUGUCUUACUCGCCCCAGGAACGAUGUUCGCUCCGAUGGCAGUCGGAUCGAAGGAACCCACAAGGCGUGGAACGGUCUUCAGCGCUCCUACGCAAGCGGCCUCGAAAUGCUCACCAUGCUGUCGCACGACCUCGUACUGCGUCGAAAUCAUCGUAUCGAUCUCGAAUCCGGAUCCCCCACUCCCUUUUCUUUGACAACAUACGGCUCGCACCAUCUUCGGCUCGUCAACCACAUCGGGAAACUGUGGAACUCCAUUCUCCAGACACCAAAUAUGGCGCACCUAUUCGCUGGUCUGGCCGCAGUACCCACCUUCCGUUCUGUCAACAGCGGCGAGACCUUCGGCAUCGUGCAGUCGCAAUUCGCUGCGGGCUACCAUUACAUGAUCGACAUCAAGCACGAGGAGAUGGACGACCUCCUGGAUCUAUCCGCGCAGCCCCCCGAUCAUGCCCAACAAAUCCUCCGAAGCAUCAACAUCGACCCCUCGCUCCUGCUGCAGCCUCUCCCCGCUUCUGCCGCCUCGAUAGAUGGCUCCUUAUCAACAUUCCCGAGUGCACGCCACGAGGCGACCCACAGCAAUGCAGGCGCCGUGUCAGAACGCCAGGUCCCGGGAACGAAAACCUCGCAGGCUUCCCAGGCCGUGAUACACACAGGGACCCCUACGUCGAGCCCGAAGCUGCCUAAGGUCCACAUCGCCGGCCUCACGCCUUCGCAGCGUGUCUUUUCCAUUUCCACCGGCUUGAACCCGCUUUCCAUGGCAAUCACCAGCGGCGACGAGUUCUUCUUAUUCAUGAACUUACGCGCAGAGCUCAAGUGGGCAUCAUACAGCAUGUCGCCUUCGCGAUGGGUGGAGGCCGCAAACGCCUACAACGUGGAGCUGGAGACGCUCAACCGCCGUCUUGGACACGCUAGUUGGACGACUUGCAAGACACCUCGAGCGCUCAUGGAUAAGCUGAAUGAAGUCGAGUCUAUGGUUGUGCGGCGUCUGGCGGCGGGUGACUACAAAUGUGAGAUCCUCCUGUUCGCCAUACGCAUAUAUCACUGA